UUCUCAGGUUUCGGAUGCUUCAUGGCGGACCACAUCUCCGACCCAAUGUCUUACGGAAUCUAUAUUGUCGAUAGGCGACACAAAAAUGCGGAGGAAUCGGUGCAACAGUUGGCUCAUUACAUGUUCGACUACACGAAGCUUAACAGGAGGCAAAGGAUUAUCCAGCGCAACAGGACCGAGCGUUUGUCUGACAUUUUGGAUUGGCGCAAUCUCGGCGUGUAUUAUCACAAUGCUCGCCGAUUGGCAUUGCAUCGCGUGUUCCCGGAUUUGAUUGGAGAGGAUGAUGAUGAUGACGCUCGAAGCAUUGGCAGAUUCAGCUACCCGCGUCCGAUUUCCGAACCGCCGUCUCCUUCGUCUUCCCGCGCCACUACUCCGCUUCCUGCGAGCGACUCUGAGGAUGAAAUCGAUGAAGAACGCGAGCGACCGACGGAGAAAGUGUUCAUCAGUCUCGAGGAGCCCGGUUGGGAUGACUCGGGAGUUUUGGCGCGAAGUCGAAUAGUGGCAAUGUUAACGUGGAUCAAAUGGAGAUAUUGUUGA
Messenger RNA from Notodromas monacha, 537 nucleotides. NCBI's taxonomy places the organism in Eukaryota, Metazoa, Arthropoda, Ostracoda, Podocopida, Cyprididae. The record is from the annotation of a GenBank genome assembly.